AUGUCACAAUAUAACCCAAAACUGUACGAAGAGAUUCCAUUAUAUGAUCCAUCUACCAAUAGUCGAAAAGAAAGAGAAACUCUGGAGACCCUAGCGGAAAUUUAUUCGAUUAUCAUUGCAAUUGAUCAAGUAGAGAAGGCAUAUUUGAAAGAUUCUAUAACAAAUGAUGAAUAUACAAAUACCUUAAACAAAUUAUUAGUUCAAUACAAGACAUACCUUUCAAACGAUAAUGAUGAUGUUAAGAAAGAAUUUGAAGAUUUAUACCAGUUUAAAAAUACAUAUAAUAUAAUAGCGCCAAAUGCGAUUACAAGGAUUGAAAGAGGUAUGCCUGUAACUGUUGAGCAUGCAAUUAUGACGGAAGAAACCUCUGGUAAAAAUAUGGCAGGAUCUAAAAGUUCUAAAAAUGGUAAAUCCAGUGGGGGCAAUGGCGGUAAAAAUAUUGCAGAAGCUACGGGUAAUUUUAUCACAAUAAUGGAUGCAUUAAAAUUAAACUACAGAGCAAAAGAUCAACUUCAUCCAUUAAUGGCCGACUUAUUAUUAUCUAUCAAUAAAGUGACGAGAUCAGAUUUUGAGCACCGAAGUAAUUUAGUUGAAUGGAUUGUUAAGAUUAAUAAAAUGAAAGUUAAUGAGCAACUAACAGAUGAUGAAGCUAGAGAGCUAUUGUUUGAUUUAGAUUUAGCUUAUAAAAGCUUUUACACGGUUUUGGGCUGA
Messenger RNA from Henningerozyma blattae CBS 6284, 711 nucleotides. RefSeq names its product ESCRT-I subunit protein VPS28 (gene VPS28). Bases 1 to 711 code for a protein of 236 amino acids. Gene Ontology annotation, molecular function: protein-containing complex binding. The record is from RefSeq and is a predicted model, not a curated record. The transcript has a single exon. NCBI's taxonomy places the organism in Eukaryota, Fungi, Ascomycota, Saccharomycetes, Saccharomycetales, Saccharomycetaceae. Gene Ontology annotation, cellular component: ESCRT I complex. Gene Ontology annotation, biological process: protein transport to vacuole involved in ubiquitin-dependent protein catabolic process via the multivesicular body sorting pathway.